AUGGUAUCAUCUCAAAGUGGCUCCAUCACCCUGCACGGCGGUCAGGCGUUCGGGCAUUGGCGGUAUGCACAGCGCGAGUCGCUCGAGGGUGUCGUGAAUACCGGGAGGGCUCGCACUCGCCUGACUGGAUUGUUCCGACUUCUCAUCUUGUACUUCUCCACACCUGGCCAAUGUGGACCGUGCGGUUCGCCCCCACCCGUGUAG
Sparassis crispa is the source of this 204-nucleotide messenger RNA. RefSeq lists its product as hypothetical. The record is from RefSeq and is a predicted model, not a curated record. Lineage: Eukaryota; Fungi; Basidiomycota; Agaricomycetes; Polyporales; Sparassidaceae. The coding region runs from base 1 to 204 and encodes 67 amino acids. The transcript has 4 exons.